AAGGGCAAGAAGGGUGUCAAGAAAGUGAUAUCAUGAUACCUUUUCUUUCCCCCAAAUUAAUUUCAGCCUAAAAAUACUAAUAAUAUUAUAAAAAAAACCUAUUUUCCACCCCAAAUUUACAUUAAUUUUCCGUAAAUUUUAUAUUUUUCUGAAUCAACUUUAAAAGCCCAUAUCAAAUAUCAAUUUUGUUCAUCAUGAUUUUCACUGAUCGGUAACCUUUUUUUACAUCCAAGAUUUUAACCUUUUUGUUUCUUGAUGGAACCUCGUGUUGGUAAUAAAUUCAGACUUGGCCGCAAGAUCGGUAGCGGCUCUUUUGGAGAGAUCUAUCUGGGUACUAAUAUUCAGACUAAUGAAGAAGUUGCUAUUAAGCUGGAAAACGUCAAGACAAAGCAUCCUCAAUUGCUAUACGAAUCGAAGUUGUACAAGAUACUUCAGGGAGGAACUGGUAUCCCAAAUGUGAGAUGGUACGGUGUUGAAGGUGACUACAAUGUUCUAGUGCUGGAUUUAUUGGGGCCUAGUCUUGAGGAUUUGUUUAAUUUCUGCAGUAGAAAGCUUUCAUUGAAGACUGUUCUUAUGCUUGCUGAUCAAAUGAUCAAUCGUGUUGAGUUUGUUCAUUGUAAAUCAUUUUUACAUCGGGAUAUCAAGCCAGAUAACUUCCUUAUGGGUUUAGGGAGACGUGCCAAUCAGGUUUAUGCCAUCGACUUUGGGCUAGCUAAGAAAUAUAGGGACUCGACAACCCAUCAGCACAUCCCUUACAGAGAGAACAAGAAUCUGACGGGGACAGCUAGAUAUGCAAGCAUGAACACCCACCUUGGAAUCGAACAAAGCAGAAGAGAUGAUUUAGAAUCACUUGGUUUUGUUCUAAUGUACUUCUUGAGAGGAAGUCUCCCAUGGCAAGGACUUAAAGCCGGAAAUAAGAAACAAAAAUACGAGAAGAUCAGUGAGAAGAAGGUUCAGACGUCUAUUGAAGCUUUAUGCCGAGGCUACCCCACUGAGUUUGCAUCAUACUUCCACUACUGUCGAUCAUUAAGAUUUGAUGAUAAGCCAGAUUAUUCUUACCUAAAGAGAAUCUUCCGGGAUCUUUUUAUUCGUGAAGGGUUCCAGUUUGAUUAUGUCUUUGAUUGGACCAUAUUGAAAUAUCAGCAAUCACAGCUUGCCAAUCCCCCUUCUCGUGCUCUUGGUGCUAAUGCUGGACCAAGUACUGGAGUCCCUCCUGUGGUUUCUAGCCUGAACAGGCAAUCAGGUGGUGAAGAAACAAGACAAGCUGGUUUGUCCUCUGCACACCCCUCGUGGAGCCGAAAUCCUGGGACAACCAAUUCUGGGACCCUGUCUAAGCAGAAAAUUCCGACCGCCAGUGAUCUCUCUAUGAGUCGAGAAGUAUCAAGAUCUACCUUUUUGCGAGCAGCUGGAUCUUCAAGGCUAACUUCUGGUGAACCUGACUCAACCCGUGCACGCGCAACAGAUGCAAGCCCUGGUGCCCUUAGAGGUUCAAGCUCUGCCCAGAGGAGCUCACCUAUUAUAUCCUCAGACCAGAAGCGGCCCGUUUCGAGAAAUGCUUCCAGCAGCAACCUCAAAAACUUUGAAUCAACCCUCAAGGGUAUAGAGGGCAUGCAUUUGUAACACUGGAGUGAUUUUGCAACAUUGGCUCGGUUAUCACUCAUCUGUAAAUCUGUUUCUUGAAACCAAGUAUACGUCUAUAAAGCACCCUACAAGGAUGUGUGGGAUCUGCAUCACUGAAUUCUGGAACCAUUCUUGUGCAGCUGUUCCCCGCAACAACCAUGAUAUCGAGAGUUGACAAAAAGAAAUAUAUUCUGAUGUCUAUGGCUGUUGGCUUUCAAAUCUAUGAUGUGGAUAUUGUUUACUUCGCAAUACGAAUACCUACAACUAUUGUCUUGUUUCGAAUGCAUUAAAUAUUCAGAUCAACAAUGUUAGCCAAACCCCUAUUUAAAACUAUGUGGUAAACAAUAAUCUUCAUUUGUUGCGCUUGUUA
Molecule: messenger RNA, 1990 nt
Organism: Erigeron canadensis
Lineage: Eukaryota; Viridiplantae; Streptophyta; Magnoliopsida; Asterales; Asteraceae
Product: casein kinase 1-like protein 2
Exons: 14
Coding region: 256-1620 (454 amino acids)
Biological process (GO): peptidyl-serine phosphorylation; signal transduction; endocytosis
Cellular component (GO): cytoplasm; nucleus
Molecular function (GO): ATP binding; protein serine/threonine kinase activity
Source: RefSeq, a predicted model, not a curated record